Molecule: messenger RNA, 687 nt
Organism: Meleagris gallopavo (turkey)
Lineage: Eukaryota; Metazoa; Chordata; Aves; Galliformes; Phasianidae
Source: RefSeq, a predicted model, not a curated record
AUUUUUCAUUUUUGUGUUUUUGUUUUUAGAAUGGGUAAAAAAGUGAGGAAGGAAGUAGAGCCUCCACCCAAGGAUGUGUUUGAGCCUUUACUGAUUGAAAGCAAAGCAGCAGCAACAGUUGUACUAAUGCUUGAUUCUCCAGAAGAGGAAGUUUUGGCCAAAGCAUGUGAUGCUAUAUAUAAAUUUGCAUCAAAAGAAAUAUCUGUCACUCCUGUAUUUGCAGUUAAAAAGAAGUCCUGUGGUGAUGAAAACAAAGUGGCGCUUCUUGGUCUUGGAGCAGUGGAACGUUUGUAUAAACUCAUCUCACAUGAAGAUCCAAUUGUACGCAGAAAUGCCAUGAUGGUAUUUGGCAUCAUGGCUUCUAAUCAUGAUGUCAAGAAGUUAUUGAGGGAACUGGAUGUCACAAGUUCACUGCUGUCACACCUGGUACCAGAAGAAGAUGUGGUUAUUCAUGAAUUUGCUACUCUGUGUCUGGCACAUAUGGCUGUUGAAUAUACUACUAAAGUACAAAUAUUUGAGCAAGGUGGAUUAGAACCACUUAUAAGUCUACUAUGUAGUCCUGACCCUGAUGUUACGAAGAAUUCAGUUGAGUGUAUUUAUCUCCUGGUACAGUGGAAGACUGUAGUUGAAGUGGCAGUGCACACAGUGGAGAAGGACAGUGGUAACCUGGGAAGUAACCAGGAAUAG